AUGUGCACGAGAAAUAACAAGAAACCACCCAUAUCUUAUAUAUCCAUACCAACAGAAACAUUGGGCGGGCGGAGAAGCGCCUGCUGUGAAUCGUUAAGCAAGAGUGCAAACAUAUUCUCCGCAGUGAACAACUUCUUCGCUGAUUCGCCUUUGGUGAAUCAGCUCAAAGGCAUUAUGACUCGCCAGACUAGCAAUACUGAACCAGGUCCUCCAGAUGAAAACCGAGGCCCUCCUCUUGUCAAUCUGGCUAUAAGUCCUUCAAACAGCCAUCUAUCUGAACGGUCGAUCACGCCGCCUUCUCAACGUCAAGUGAGUUUUUUGAAGCCAGCUGCUAACACCGCACUUGAUCGAAAAGCCUCUAUCAUAGAUGAGACUACUGGGAUCACUCGAACGCAAAUGAAAGAAUUCCGCGAGGCCUUUCGAUUAUUCGACAAGGAUGGAGAUGGAACAAUAACCAAGGAAGAAUUGGGUCGUGUCAUGAGGAGUUUGGGUCAAUUCGCUAGAGUAGAAGAGUUGCAGGACAUGCUCCAAGAGGUGGAUAGUGAUGGUGAUGGCAACGUAAGCUUCGAGGAGUUUGUGAACAUUCUAUCGAAAUCCAUGUCUGGCAGUGGAGGGAAUACCAGCUCAGCGGAGCAAGAGGAGCGCGAGCUAAGAGACGCUUUUCGAGUCUUUGACAAGCAUAAUAGGGGUUAUAUCUGCGCUUCUGACUUGAGGGCCGUACUGCAAUGUCUUGGAGAAGACUUAUCGGAGGAGGAGAUUGAAGAUAUGAUAAAGGAAGUGGACUCAGAUGGCGAUGGUCGUAUUGACUUCUUAGAAUUCGUAAGAGCCUUGGGUGAACCGGAAGACGCGUGUGACGAUGACGAAGACGAAGACAUUCUUGAUGGAAACGACUUUAUCUCCCAAAGAUCGGUUCUAGCGUCGUAA
Molecule: messenger RNA, 924 nt
Organism: Leptosia nina
Lineage: Eukaryota; Metazoa; Arthropoda; Insecta; Lepidoptera; Pieridae
Source: the annotation of a GenBank genome assembly